Lodderomyces parapsilosis is the source of this 2712-nucleotide messenger RNA. RefSeq names its product bifunctional hydroxyacyl-CoA dehydrogenase/enoyl-CoA hydratase (gene FOX2). Lineage: Eukaryota; Fungi; Ascomycota; Pichiomycetes; Serinales; Debaryomycetaceae. Gene Ontology annotation, molecular function: oxidoreductase activity. The record is from RefSeq and is a predicted model, not a curated record. The transcript has a single exon. The coding region runs from base 1 to 2712 and encodes 903 amino acids.
AUGUCACAAUUGGAUUUUAAAGACAAGGUAGUUAUCAUCACUGGUGCAGGUGGUGGUUUAGGUAGAUACUACUCACUCGAAUUUGCCAAAAGAGGUGCCAAGGUUGUUGUUAACGACUUGGGUGGUGCUUUAGAUGGUCAAGGUGGAAACUCCAAGGCUGCUGAUCUUGUUGUUGACGAAAUCAAAAAGAAUGGUGGUGUUGCCGUUGCCGACUACAAUAAUGUUCUUGAUGGUGACAAGAUUGUUGAAACUGCUGUCAAAAAUUUCGGUACAGUCCACAUUGUUAUCAACAAUGCCGGUAUUUUGAGAGAUGCUUCAUUCAAGAAGAUGACUGAAGCCAAUUUCAAAUUGGUUAUAGAUGUCCACUUGAAUGGUGCUUUUGCCGUUACCAAGGCUGCUUGGCCAUAUUUCCAAAAACAAAAUUAUGGUAGAAUUGUUAAUACCGCUUCUCCAGCCGGUUUGUACGGUAACUUUGGUCAAACCAACUAUUCUGCUGCCAAGUCUGGUUUGGUUGGUUUUGCUGAAACUUUGGCUAAAGAAGGUGUCAAGUAUAAUAUUAUUGCCAACACCAUUGCUCCAUUGGCCAAGUCAAGAAUGACUGAAUCUAUUAUGCCACCAUCAAUUUUGGAAAAAUUGGGCCCUGAAAAGGUUGCCCCAUUGGUUUUGUACUUGUCACAUGCUGAUACUGAAAUUACUGGUCAAAUAUUUGAAGUUGCUGCUGGUUUCUUUGGUCAAAUUAGAUGGGAAAGAUCAGGUGGUAUCUUGGUUAAACCAGAUCAAUCUUUUACUGCCGAAGUUGUUGCUAAGAGAUUUAGUGAAAUUCUUGAUUUUGAUGAUUCAAAGAAGCCAGAAUUGUUGAAGAACCAACACCCAUUUAUGUUGAAUGACUACUUGUCAUUGACCGAAGAGGCUAGAAAAUUGCCACCAAAUGAUGCAUCUGGUGCUCCAGCUGUCUCCUUGAAGGAUAGAGUUGUUUUGAUUACUGGUGCUGGUGCCGGUUUGGGUAAAGAGUAUGCCAAAUGGUUUGCCAGAUAUGGUGCCAAGGUUGUUGUCAAUGAUUUCAAAGACGCUUCCAAAACUGUUGAAGAAAUUAAAGCUGCUGGUGGUGAAGCCCAUGCUGAUCAACACGAUGUCGCCACUCAGGCUGAUGCCAUUAUCAAGAAUGUUUUAGACAAGUAUGGUACUAUUGAUGUCUUGGUUAACAAUGCUGGUAUCUUGAGAGACAGAUCAUUUGCUAAGAUGACUAAACAAGAAUGGGACCAAGUCUUGGCCGUUCACUUGCUUGGUACUUUUAACUUGUCUAGAUUGGCAUUCCCAAUUAUGAGUGAAAAGAAGUAUGGUAGAAUUGUCAAUAUUACCUCCACUUCAGGUAUCUAUGGUAACUUUGGUCAAGCCAACUACUCAUCAGCCAAGAGUGCCAUCUUGGGAUUGUCCAAGACGAUUGCUAUUGAAGGUGCCAAGAACAAUGUCAAGGUUAACAUUGUUGCUCCACAUGCUGAAACUGCCAUGACUUUGACCAUUUUCAGAGAAGAGGACAAGAACUUGUACCACGCUGAUCAAGUUGCUCCAUUGUUGGUUUACUUGGGUUCAGAAGAUGUUCCAGUUACUGGUGAAACAUUUGAGAUUGGUGGUGGAUGGAUUGGUAACACUAGAUGGCAAAGAGCUAAAGGUGCUGUUUCCAAAGACGCUCACACUGCUGUCGAAUUUGUUAGAGACCACUUGUCAGAAAUUACUGAUUUCAGCAAGGAUACUGAAAAUCCAAAAUCCACUCAAGAAUCAUCAAUGGCCAUCUUGUCUGCUGUUGGAGGCGAUGACGAUGAUGAUGAGGAAGAGGAAGAUGAAGGCGAUGAAGAAGAAGACGAGGAAGAGGUUGAAGAAAAUGACCCAGUUUGGAGAUUCAAUGACAGAGAUGUCAUUUUGUACAAUAUCUCCCUUGGUGCCACUACUAAGCAAUUGAAAUAUGUUUAUGAAAACGAUAGUGAUUUCCAAGUUAUCCCAACUUUCGGUCACUUGAUUACUUUCAACUCGGGUCAAUCACAAAGUUCAUUUGCCAAGUAUUUGAGAAAUUUCAACCCAAUGCUUUUGUUGCACGGUGAACAUUACUUGAGAGUCCACAAAUGGCCACCACCAACUGAAGGUGAAUUGAGAACUACUUUCCACCCAGUGCAAACCACUCAAAAGGGAUCUAAUGUCGUUAUCGUUCAUGGAUCACAAUCUCUUGACAACAAGACCCAAGAACCAAUCUAUUCCAAUGAAGCCACUUAUUUCAUUAGACAAUGUCAAGCUGAUAACAAGGUUUACAAGGACAGAAGAUCAUUUGCCACUAAUCCAUGGACUCCACCAAAGAGAGACCCAGAUUACCAAGUUGAUGUCCCAAUAUCUGAAGAUUUGGCUGCUUUGUACAGAUUGAAUGGUGAUCGUAACCCAUUGCACAUUGACCCCAACUUUGCCAAAGGUGCCAAGUUCCCUAAACCAAUCUUGCAUGGUAUGUGCACUUAUGGUUUGAGUGCCAAGGUUUUGAUUGACAAGUUUGGUAUGUUUGAUGAAAUCAAGGCUAGAUUUACCGGUAUUGUGUUCCCUGGUGAAACUUUGAGAGUACUUGCUUGGAAAGAAGGUGAAAAUGUCAUUUUCCAAACUCACGUUGUUGAUAGAGGUACUAUUGCUAUUAACAAUGCUGCUAUCAAGUUGAUUGGUGACAAACCAAGCUUGUAA